AUGACGAACCCAAAGGUCAACGAUGAGAACGCGCCGGCGAAGGUAACCACCUCGAAUUCUGAGCUGAAACCAUGGCCGCCAUACAUCCAAGAUCGCCUCGAUCUGUGGGACAAGCUGAUGGCCAAGCACAAAGAAGAACUCGCUUCCAAGAAAAGCGAGCCUAUCAAGAUCACCGUGCCCGAUGGCAAGCAAUUCGACGCGGAAUCGUGGAAAACGGCACCGAUCGAUAUUGCCAUGCAGAUCAGCAAGGGGCUCGCUGAGAAUGCGGUGAUUGCCAAAGUGAAUGGCGAGCUCUGGGAUCUCGACCGUCCGUUCGAAGGUGACGCUACGCUUGCGCUGCUCAAGUUUGACGACGAUGAGGCGAAAGCUGUUUUCUGGCACUCGUCUGCCCACAUUUUGGGUGAAUCGAUGGAGCGGUUCUGCGGCGGUCAUCUUUGCUACGGCCCUCCGAUUGAGGAAGGGUUCUACUAUGACAUGUGGCACGAGAAGCAAACGGUCGGCCAGGAGGAUUUCCCUAAGAUUGAGGAGAUUGCAAAAUGUGCGGUGAAGGACAAGCAGCCCUUCGAGCGCCUGGAGGUCUCGAAAGAAGACCUGCUUGAGAUGUUCAAGUACAAUGAAUUCAAGGUUCGCAUCCUCAACGAGAAGGUCAAGACCCCGUCCACGACGGUUUACCGCUGUGGGCCACUGAUCGAUCUCUGCCGUGGACCCCACGUGCGGCAUACCGGUAAAAUCAAGGCCAUGAAAGUCACGAAGGCGUCCGCUUCGUACUGGGAGGGCAACUGCGAAGCCGAGUCGCUGCAGCGCAUCUACGGCAUUUCUUUCCCCGAUCCCAAGCAGCUGAAGGAAUGGGAAAAGUUCCAGGAAGAAGCCGCCAAGCGCGAUCACCGGAAGCUCGGCGUCGCCCAGGACCUCUUCUUCUUCCACCCGAUGAGCCCCGGGUCAGCGUUCUGGUACCCAAAGGGAGCCCACAUCUACAACAAGCUCGUCGAGUUUUGCCGAGGAGAGUACCGGAAACGUGGCUUCACGGAGGUGAUUACGCCCAACAUGUACAACGCCAAGCUGUGGGAGCAAUCCGGCCACUGGCAGCAUUACAAGGAUGACAUGUUCACGUUCGAAGUCGAGAAGGAGCAAUUCGGCCUGAAGCCGAUGAACUGCCCCGGGCACGCGCUGAUGUUCUCCCACAAGCCACGCACGCACAACGAGCUCCCCUACAGAUUCGCCGACUUUGGCGUGCUCCACAGGAAUGAAAUGUCGGGCGCCCUCUCCGGGCUCACGCGCGUCCGCCGCUUCCAACAAGACGACGCCCACAUUUUCUGCCGCCCUGACCAGAUUGGAGACGAAAUCCGAGCAUGCCUCGACUAUCUGGAGUUUGCCUACGAGAAGGUCUUUGGCUUCACGUUCAAGCUGAACCUGUCCACGCGCCCGGACAACUACCUCGGCGAGCUGGAGGUGUGGAACAAGGCUGAAGCGGAGCUGGAAACGGUCCUGAACCUCUCCGGACGGCCGUGGAAGCUGAACCCGGGAGAUGGUGCCUUCUACGGUCCGAAGAUUGAUAUCACGAUUCAGGAUGCCCUGAAGCGCAACUUCCAAUGCGCCACGAUUCAGCUGGACUUCCAGAUGCCCGAGCGGUUCGACUUGCACUUCUUUGACGAAAAGGGCGAGAAGAAGCGCCCGGUGAUGAUCCAUCGUGCCGUGCUCGGUUCGGUGGAACGAAUGACGGCCAUCCUCACGGAAAGCUUCGGCGGAAAGUGGCCCUUCUGGCUGAGCCCGCGUCAGGCUAAAGUCAUCACGGUGCACGAGAGUGUCAGCGAAUACGCCAGGUCCGUCAAGGAGAAGCUCUACAAAGCCGGCUUCGAGGUCGAGUACGAGGAGGGCUGCUCGGACACGAUGAACAAGCAGAUCCGGAACGCCCAGCUCGCCCAGUUCAACUUCAUCUUGGUUCUCGGCGUGCGCGAGAUGGAGAAGGGCACGGCCAACGUGCGCACGCGAGAGAAUGCGGUCCUCGGCGAGUUCCCGCUCGACGAGCUGAUCACCAAGUUCAAGCAUUUCCAAGCCGAAUACGUCCGUGAGGCCGAGAAGCCCGAGGUGUUCAAGGGCGAAUCGUCCGCU
Messenger RNA from Mesorhabditis spiculigera, 2109 nucleotides. The record is from the annotation of a GenBank genome assembly. NCBI's taxonomy places the organism in Eukaryota, Metazoa, Nematoda, Chromadorea, Rhabditida, Rhabditidae.